This is a messenger RNA of Pichia membranifaciens NRRL Y-2026, 1566 nucleotides long. RefSeq lists its product as hypothetical. The record is from RefSeq and is a predicted model, not a curated record. Gene Ontology annotation, cellular component: mitochondrion. Bases 1 to 1566 code for a protein of 521 amino acids. The transcript has a single exon. Gene Ontology annotation, molecular function: FAD binding; catalytic activity. Lineage: Eukaryota; Fungi; Ascomycota; Pichiomycetes; Pichiales; Pichiaceae.
AUGCUACGUUCUCUUCUCAUCGGUAAUAGCAAGAACACGACCACAGUGUUCAAGAUCUCACCCAAAAGGUUUUCUUCACAGCUGACUGCAGACAAGUAUGCUGUGAAACGUGGGGACUUUGCAAAGUUGAGCGACGAAGACUUGUCGCACUUCCACUCGAUCUUGAAUCCAAACCAGAUGAUCACAGACACAAACGACCUGAUUGCGUUCAACCAGGACUGGAUGAAAAAAUACACCGGGCAGUCGCAGCUGGUGUUGAAGCCGAAGACCACGGAGCAGGUGUCAAAAAUCUUGGCCUACUGUAACGAGAGAAAGCUUGCGGUGGUUCCACAGGGCGGUAACACAGGCUUGGUUGGUGGCUCUGUUCCUGUUUUCGAUGAAAUCGUUAUUUCCACGGCCAGCAUGAACAAGAUCAGAUCGUUCGAUGAGUCUUCCGGUAUAUUCAAAGUGGAUGCUGGUGUGAUUUUGGAAGCCGCAGACACUUUCCUUGCCGAGAAGGGCCACAUCUUUCCAUUGGACUUGGGUGCCAAAGGAUCAUGUUUUGUUGGUGGUAAUGUUGCGACCAACGCCGGUGGCUUGCGUCUUUUGAGAUACGGUUCUUUGCACGGUUCUGUGCUUGGACUGGAAGUUGUGCUGGCGGACGGUACCGUCAUGGACUCGAUGCAUUCUUUGAGAAAGGAUAACACUGGCUACGACUUGAAGCAACUGUUCAUUGGUAGCGAGGGUAGUUUGGGAAUCAUCACCGGUGUUUCGAUUUUGUGUCCAGCAAGACCAAAAUCUGUCAAUAUUGCCUUCCUUGGAUUGGAGAGCUAUGAAAUGGUCCAGAAAUGUUUCCAGACCGCACGUAGCGACUUGUGUGAGAUCUUAAGUGCGUUUGAGUUCAUGGACCACGACUCCCAACUACUUGCUGCCAAGAGCUUGAAGACGACACAUCCAUUGUGUCAAGAAGAUGAGACGGGAGUUGAUUCUGUUCCUGAAUAUCCAUUCUACGUAUUGCUCGAGACAAGUGGUUCGACAAAGGAACACGACGAUGAAAAAUUGGAAAACUUCCUUGAAAAGGUGAUGGGCGAUGAAACCGUUGUUGAUGGUACCGUCUCACAAGACGAGACUCAAUUGCGUACUCUUUGGACUUGGAGAGAAGGUAUUGCCGAGGCUUCCCAGCAAUUUGGAGGUGUCUACAAGUACGACGUUUCCCUACCAUUGGACAGCAUGUAUUCCUUGGUUGAGGCUGUUCAAGAGCGUUUGAAGAAGUUGAACUUGUCCUCCACCGAGGACGAAUCGAAGCCUGUUUACGAGGCGGUUGGAUACGGUCACAUUGGUGAUGGUAACUUGCACUUGAAUGUUGCUGUUAGAGAAUACAACAAGGAGGUUGAGAAGGCUUUGGAGCCGUUUGUCUAUGAGUUUGUUUCGAAACACCAUGGGUCGAUCAGCGCCGAGCACGGGUUGGGAUUCCAAAAGAAGAACUACAUUGGAUACUCCAAGAGUGAGGUUGAGAUCCGCAUGAUCAAGGAUAUCAAGCACCACUAUGAUCCAAAGGGUAUCUUGAACCCAUACAAAUAUAUUUAG